AUGUCCUGCUCUUAUAGUCUUGGAGCCAAGUGGUAUGGGGGCAGACGGAAAAGUAAAGAUGAGACAAUCCGCCAUGAUCCUGGUGAACUUGGUAACAUCAAAGCUGGGAAGGCGGAGAAGCAGGACAGAAAAAGGGCAACAUUUUACUCUGCUGGAAAAAACUACUUGUUAAGAAUGUGCAAUGAUCUGCUACGAAGACUUUCCAAAUCACAGAACACUGUUUUCUGUGGAAGAAUUCAGUUAUUCUUGGCCAGAUUGUUUCCUUUAUCAGAAAAGUCAGGGCUUAAUUUGCAAAGUCAGUUUAACCUGGAAAAUGUCACUGUGUUUAACACUAAUGAACAGGAUAGCACGCUGGGGCUGAAGCACACGGAAGAUAGAGAGGAUGGAAUGGAAGUUGAAGAAGGAGAGACAGGUGACGAGGAGCCGACUACAACUUGCUCUGUUCCAAUUGAUUAUAACUUAUACCGGAAGUUUUGGUCACUUCAAGAUUUUUUCAGAAAUCCCCUGCAAUGUUAUGAAAAAAUUUCUUGGAAGACAUUUCUAAAGCAUUCCGAUGAGGUAUUGGAUGUUUUCAGAAGCUACAAACUGGAUGACAUGCAGGCUUCAAAAAAGAAGCAUGAAGAAUUAAAACCUCCAGGGGAAGAACAUGUUUACUUCGCUAAAUUUUUGACGAGUGAGAAGUUGAUGGACCUUCAGCUGAACGACAGCAAUUUUAGACGGCAUAUCCUAUUACAGUAUUUAAUAUUGUUUCAAUACCUGAAAGGUCAAGUCAAAUUUAAAAGUUCCUCUUGUGUAUUGACUGAUGAACAAUCUCUCUGGAUUGAAGAUACCACCAAAGCCGUUUAUCAGUUAUUCAAAGAGACGCCACCUGAUGGAGAAAAAUUUUCCAGUAUGGUAGAGCAUAUACUACACAGUGAAGAAAAUUGGAUUGCAUGGAAAAAUGAGGGUUGUCCAAGUUUUGUUAAAGAAAGAUCACUUGAAUCCAAACUUCCAAAGCCUGCAAAAAAACGACCUGCUCCUGAGGAUUUCUUUGGAAGAGGACCAGGCAAGAAGGUUUUAAUGGGAAAUGAAGAAUUGACACGGCUUUGGAAUCUCUGCCCUGAUAACAUGGAAGCCUGUAAGUCUGAAAGCAGAGAGUUUAUGCCCACUUUGGAAGAGUUUUUUGAAGAAGCUAUUGAGCAAGCUGAUCCAGAAAACAUGGUUGAAGAAGAGUACAAAGUGGUUAACAAUUCCAAUUAUGGCUGGAGGGCCUUGAGGCUGCUAGCACGACGAAGCCCACACUUCUUUCAACCAACUAAUCAGCAGUUCAAAAGCUUGCCUGAGUACCUAGACAACAUGGUUAUCAAAUUGGCCAAGGAACUACCUCCUCCGUCUGAAGAGAUAAAGACAGCAGAGGAUGAAGAUGAGGAAGAAGACAAUGAUGAUGCAUUGCUAAAGGAAAGCAAUGAAAGCCCUGAUAUGCAGACUAAGCUUGUAACAGGUGAACAGAUAGACAUACUCGCUAACAAGCUUGGAGAACAGUGGAAAGUAUUGGCACCACACUUUGAAAUGAAGGAGUCUGACAUCCGUGGGAUUGAAUCUGAUAGUGAGGAUGUGAAGAUGCGUGCUAAACUGCUGUUGGUUGCAUGGCAUGAUCGGGAGGGACUGCAAGCUACAGUGGAGAAUUUUUUGUCUGCACUGAUUGAUGCUGGUUUAACUGAACUUGCAGAAAUCCUGACAAAUGAGGCUGAUAGUCUAAGCUAAUCAAUUAUUUGGGACAAAAAAAGUGUACAAAUUGACCAAGUUAUUUUUAUUUACUGCCCUAUUUUAAAAGAAGGUGGUUAAUUUUACAAUAACUCUUUUAUGAAUCCAUUUCUUUGAUAUUGGGAUAUAUUAGUUUACUGUCCUUCCACCAGCAGUUGCUAGCCAUUUAUUUUACUAAGAGGUUUAAGUUGAUGAGAAAAACUUGGCAUGGUGUUUAUGCUUACAAUUGUAGGUCAUUUUGAUAAUGGGAUUGCUUUAUUAAAGUUCAGAGUGGUUCACUGCCAUGUUUUAGUGUAACCUCAAUAAUUAAAUUUGCCAGACAUUUGUAUUCAGUUUGAUUAGUGGGCAGAUGUCAAUAUCAGUGGUUAAUACCCUCUAAUGUUGAAAUGACAGCAUGUAAAUAUGACAGUCAUUCAAUAUUCUUGACUAUGCAUAAAUAGGCCAAACAAACUUUGUCAAUUUGUGAACUAAAGUUACUUUGAGCCAAACUGCUCCAGUUUAGAAAUUUGAUUAUAAAAGCUAUAAUUUUUGAAUCAAUUCAACUUUUAAUCUUUACUGUUGAAUUUUGCCCUUCCUUCUCCUGUCCCAGUUUUCCUUGGGUUUCUAUUUACUAUUAUGAAAUACCAUCUUAUUUUUCUCACAUUGGCGCCAACUGGUUUGAAUUUUUGUAUGCCAUACAUCAUUCCCAACUAAAACAGAUAAUGACCUGAUUCUGUUCCAUUCAAAAAACAAUUUACCAAAAAGACCACAAAAGUCGACAGAUUAUUUUUGUUAUCUUACAGUUCCAUUGUGACAUAGAGACAUGUAUUUUAGUGCAUGGCACCACAACUAAGAUAGAGAAUUUCAGUGUCUGAGGAUUGCAAGCGUGUUGGGUCAGCACACUGACAAACAACUUCUAUUCAUUUUUGGAUUGCAUGUGACUGUUUAAUAAAUGAUUCCAAUCAAAUCUA
Rhincodon typus (whale shark) is the source of this 2693-nucleotide messenger RNA. RefSeq names its product THO complex 1 (gene thoc1). The transcript is spliced from 18 exons. Gene Ontology annotation, molecular function: protein binding. Lineage: Eukaryota; Metazoa; Chordata; Chondrichthyes; Orectolobiformes; Rhincodontidae. Gene Ontology annotation, biological process: mRNA export from nucleus; regulation of DNA-templated transcription elongation; signal transduction. The record is from RefSeq and is a predicted model, not a curated record. Gene Ontology annotation, cellular component: THO complex part of transcription export complex. Bases 1 to 1743 code for a protein of 580 amino acids.